ACCUCCUACCAAUUUGCUAUUUGCCACAUACCAACCCUUUGAUCCUUCCUUGCCCCUCUUCACUCACACACCCUUCGAAUCCUCUUACAAAUUCAUCACCAAGAUCCAAUUCCCCCCGAUUCCUCCACCACCAUGGCAGACACAACAGCACCACCGGGGCAACCCUCAACACCAUCACAACCAUCUGUAUACAUACACCCACGACGGGAGCCCUUCGAGCAUGGCCUCAUCCCUUUGCCGAAACUCAUUUUCACCGAUGGUUCACAAACCCUAACCUCCCUCCGUGACAAAUUGCUACAAUUUCCUUCUACCAACAAUCAACACCAUCGAAUUAACUCCGCCGUUGUUUCUGAAUCCCUACAGAUCUCCCCCGAACACGCCCGCCUUGUCCUUGACAUAAUUGCGUCCGUUCUUCACUCUGAUUCGGACCCGCUCGUUUCCGCGAAGCCGGAUGAGGUUGAUGCCGUUGGUGUCAAUGUGUAUGAUCUGAUCAUUUUCUUGUACAUACAGUCGUACAAGCGGUUGCUUCCUAGAGGACAUAAGGAUUCUGCUGCGGUUGCGGAUGUUUGGCCAUCUACUUCGGCUUUUGAUGGCUUUUUAUCGGCGCUUACGCCGUUACAGCUUGUUCGCAGCAAUAGCAGAAGGUCAAUGCCAUCACAAGCUGAUGAAGAAGCUCAUCAGUUAAAUUACUUACAGAAACAUUUAGGCAACAUAAUCUCUCUUCUGUCUGACUCUGUUGAAGGUGAAAGCGAAGGAGAAGAUUCAAUGGUUUUGUCAAUGGAGAAAUUUGAGCAUCUUGGGUUUCUUCUCUACUUUGGUGAAAAAGGAUUUGAGAAGCUUCCCUUGAGCCAAAACGCGCCUUUUUUUGCAAAUUCAGACCCUGAUAUGCCAGCUGCCCCUGUUCCUGCAUCUCAAGUUCAUGAUUGGAUUCUACAAAACAUUUCUGAUGCUUUAGAGCGUAUCUCUGAAAGAGCUGCUGCAAAAGAGAAUGGUCAAACCAGUCCCUCUGACCAAGAUGUUCUCAUGACUGAUGCUUCACCUAACUUCAAGUCAUCCACAAGUGCUAAAGGUCCAAGUUUUAUAGAGGGAAUUUCCAAACAAUCAUAUGUAAAACAAGCAUCUGAAAUCAAUGGAUCUUUUGUCAAGGUUGUAAAUUGCCAUGAAUCUGUUAUCUAUGUCUUGGCUCCCUUGAAAUAUGCCACCAUAUAUGGUUGCUCUGAUGCCACUAUAGUUCUUGGCCCUGUUGGAAAGGCUGUAAGAAUUGAACACUGUGAGAGAGUUCAUGUGAUUUCAGCAGCAAAACGAAUCUGUAUUGCUAAUUGUCGUGAAUGUGUAUUCUUUUUGGGAGUAAAUCAACAACCACUUAUUGUUGGUGACAACCAUAAACUACAGGUGGCACCAUACAAUACGUUUUAUCCACAAUUAGAAGAACACAUGAAGGAAGUUGGAAUUGAGGCGACUCCCAACAGAUGGGGUGAGCCCGUUGCAUUGGGCCUGAUUGAUCCACAUGAUUCUCUCUCUCAUCCUGCUGGUGGGUCCGAUUGUCAAGCUGAGUCAGCAACUCAUUUAGACCCCGAUCAGUUUACUAAUUUCUUGAUACCAAACUGGUUAGAAGGUCAAGCAUCUGGACCCACAAAAGAUAAUCCGUUUCCACUGCCGGAUGUUUAUAUGACAUGUCAGCGAAGAAACGAAAAUAAUUUGGUGGAGGUUAAGCAGAUACUGAGAGAAGCACCACUGGAAGAUAGUAGGAAAAAAGAGUUGUCAAAUGCGCUUCAUGUGUACUUUAAAGACUGGUUAUAUGCCUCGGGGAAUAUUAGACAGCUAUAUUGUCUGCAAGAACCACUUGCACUGAGACAAGAGCGUCAGCCGGCGGAAUUCAAUCCCAGAAAAAUGCAGAAUCCAGACGACGUUCGGAACCUGCCGAUCGACAUCGCUUUCGCCCGUCUUGGUGAAUGGCUGGUUGAUCGGAAGAGAAUACCAUCGGAUUGGAGAAAACGUGUUGCAGUAGUCAAAGCCAAGAUUUCUGCCGCCUUUCAGUCUCUUCCUAAAGAAGUUGAUCCUUUCUUCCAAACCCUAGACCUAGAUGGGAUUGGAUACUUGGAGGCUAAGAAAAUAUAUGAUAUACUUCUGAAAUCAACUCCAGAAAGCCGCAACAUUUUUGGCAGGCUUUCAGGUGAUGCUGGUGCUUGGGAAGCAAUUGUCCGUGCUUUUGAGAAGGACCAUAUCUACCUUGGGGAGGCAGCUCAAAUCAUGGUCCAAAAUGUAAAUUAUGAGAUCCCAUAUCAGAAAAAGCUUGUACAAAGGACCCAACAACAACUUGCUGAGCUGGAACGAAAGGAAGCUGAUAUCAAAAGGAAUGCUGCUCUCUCAGCUGCUAAGUAUGCAGAAGCCUGCCAUGAGUUAGGAUUGCAGGGAAUCAAUGUGAAGCUGGAACUACUAGAAACUGCAACAACUUCAUUGCCUGACACAUUUAGCAAAAUGCUUCAAGUUUUGAACUGUGAUUCCGUUUCACAAGCAAUUGAAUUCUAUUCCAAUUUUGUUAAAGAUGCUCACACAGAAAAGGAUAAAGUUGCUGAGACUGUAUUGCCAAAUCUAAGGGACAUCAUUGACAACCCUCCACCUCUUGAAGUUUCUGCAGCUUCUGAAGUGUUGGCUUUUGUUAAUGCUGAAAGAAGUUCUAACAAUGAGAUGAGUUUUGAAGGUGAUGCUACAGGUGAUAGUAUUGAUUGGGAUAUUACUUUGGAUAGCUCACAGAUUGAUUGGGAUAUUGGGACUGUGGAGGAUUCGGGUGAUGGAUUUGGUGCCUAUGAAAUUGUUGAUGCCAGUGAGAUUCCGGGAAGUUCUUUAAAAGAUGGAAUGGAAUCUGAUGAGACUGAUAAAGAAAAAAUGGUAUCAGAAAUCUCUUGGGAUAUUGGUGUUGAGAAUCUUGAAGAUGAAUCAACUCAAAAUAGUGGCUUGAUAGAUGUAAUGGCAUCAGGGAUGAAUGUUUUAAAUCAAAGUCAAGGGAUCAAAGACAGGAGUCGGCUUCUGGAGACAGAGUACAGGAGUAGGAUUCUUGAUGAUCUGUUUGAGAUUAAAGCGUUUCUGAAUCAAAGAAUCAUGGAAUUAACAAAUACAGAGACAUUGUCAUUACAACAUCAAGUUCAAGCAGUGGCUCCAUUUGUGUUACAACAGUACACUUCUGAUGCUAUCCAGUCAAUGUUAUCAGAUGUCUCUUCAGCCAUUUCUUUGCUCACAAAUAAGAAAACAAGGGACCUCAUUAUGAUUCUCAACUCUAAAAGAUUUCUUGAAAGAUUAGUGAGUACGCUUGAAGAAAAAAAGCAUCAUGAAUCGAAAUUGAAAGAGGGUUUAAAAGAUUUAGCUAUCAAACGCAUGGAACUUCAAAAUUCAUUGUCCUCAGUUUGGCCUAAGCAAGAAGCAGCAGUUGCAAAAACCAGGGAGUUGAAGAAGGUUUGUGAGACUACACUUUCAUCCAUGUUUGAUGGAAGGCCUGUAAAGAUUAUUGGAGAGAUCAACAGCAUGUUGAGUAUCGCGGGUGCCUGAAAUGAUAUAGUAUUUAUCGUCAUGUUCUUAAAACAGUUAAGACUUAAGACACAUAGUUUUUACUUUUUAUAGGUAAAUUCUAUUUAGUAUGAAUUAGAAUGCAUC
This is a messenger RNA of Lactuca virosa, 3648 nucleotides long. NCBI's taxonomy places the organism in Eukaryota, Viridiplantae, Streptophyta, Magnoliopsida, Asterales, Asteraceae. The record is from the annotation of a GenBank genome assembly.